AACUCCGUGCACUGCGCUCCCGGGGCUUUGGAGAGGGCGGAGCGGGCGGCUUUGGGCACUCGGAGCCAGGCACUCCUGACGCAGCGCAGGCGAGCGCACACAGGAGCCGGGAGAGGCGAGAGAAGAACGAGGACAACGCGAUGGAAACCGUCAAGGCAGAGCAGCCCGACAGCAUGCCUCAGGAUUUGUCAGAGGUCCUGAAAGAAGCCACAAAGGAGGUUCACACCCAGGCUGAGAAUGUGGAAUUCCUGAAGAAUUUCCAGAAGGGGCAGGUGCCCCUGGAAGGCUUCAAGAUGGUGAUGUCUUCUCUGUAUCACAUCUACUUGGCCUUGGAAGAUGAGCUGGAGCAGAACAAGACCCACCCUGCCCUCGCCCCCGUCUACUUCCCUGAAGAGUUGAACCGCACGCCUGCCCUGGAGCAGGACAUGGAGUUCUGGUACGGCCGCCAGUGGAGAAAAGAGAUCCCUUACACGGCAGCCACAGAGAAGUACGUGAAUCGGCUUCGUGACCUGGGCCGCACUGAGCCCGAGCUGCUGGUGGCCCACGCCUACACACGUUACCUGGGGGACCUCUCUGGGGGUCAGAUCCUUAAGAAGAUUGCCCAGAAGUCUCUGGGGCUCCCCAGCACAGGGGAAGGGGUGGCCUUCUUCAGUUUCCCGGCCAUUGCCAGCGCCACCAAAUUCAAGCAGCUUUACCGUUCCCGAAUGAACGCCAUUGAGAUGAGCCCAGCCACCAAGAAGAAGGUGGUGGAGGAGGCACAGACGUCCUUCCUCCUGAACAUCCAGAUGUUUGAGGAGCUGCAGGAGUUGUUACCCAAAAACCAGGAGAAUGGGAACGUUUCGGGGAAGCAGGAGCUUCGAAAAAGGGCCGGUGACAAAGGACAAGGCUGGACUUUCACAGAGACUCCUGCCCAGAAGCCCCAACAAAGUCUCCUCUCCCACUCGCCCCUCCUCCGUUGGAUCCUCACCCUCUCCAUCGUCGCCACUGUCGCUGUGGGGUUCUAUGCCAUGUGAAGGAAACAGAAAAGACACUUCGGGGCGAGCUACCAUGGCCUCCCUACCGAGCCUGCAGACUGCUUCCAGUCCACGACAAUUCACUCAGGCCUUUGUGGGUCAGGCUCCCCUUCAGUGGAAAAGAUGGAGGAGAGCCCCACACUGACCCAAAGCACCCUGGCCUGAGGGACUUGCACUCUUCAGGGGGUCCUCAGGGGCCGCCCACAAAUGUAGCACUCUCUCCCAGCUCCUACCAAGAACUUCCCAGAGAGACCGAACUUGUAUCCCUGAAAAAUGACCUCCUGAACCCGGCUCCUGGGCUCCCCGUGCUUCCCCGUUGGACCCAGGAGCGGUCACUUCCCCUUUGUCCUCUAGACCGGUUUAUGCUUCUGCAUUUCAGAAUGUUGUGUCUUGUUAGCAGCCAGUUUUCUGUGAGAUUUUGUUUGGUCCCGUUUUCACAAUGUUUGGGUUUUGUUUUGUUUUAUUUUGUUUUCCCCAGGGUCAGGGGAGGGGUUUUGCCUCAUUUUGUUGGGGGUGUGUUUGUAUGUGUGUCUACGCGUGUGUGUGUUUGAAUAACACGGUUCCACUGUCAAUGCUUUCAAUAAACAGUGUUGUCUUAACUUCGAA
Vombatus ursinus (common wombat) is the source of this 1619-nucleotide messenger RNA. It is a transcript of the gene HMOX1, whose product is annotated as heme oxygenase 1. Gene Ontology annotation, molecular function: heme binding; heme oxygenase (decyclizing) activity. The record is from RefSeq and is a predicted model, not a curated record. The coding region runs from base 141 to 1013 and encodes 290 amino acids. NCBI's taxonomy places the organism in Eukaryota, Metazoa, Chordata, Mammalia, Diprotodontia, Vombatidae. Gene Ontology annotation, biological process: heme catabolic process; heme oxidation; response to oxidative stress. The transcript has 5 exons.